UUCUUCUUUUGACUAGUUGUACUUUUACAGGCUCCGGUACUCUCUCUCUCUAAACUCUUUCUCUCUCCUCUGUCCCCCUCCAUCCCCCGCUUCGGCGUCGUCGCCGGAACCCACAUUCUUCGCCGGAAAUUCUCCUCCGGCGCCGAGAAACACCCUCUUCUCACUCUCCAACCGAACCGGGUCUCUAUCGAACCGUUUUUUUUUGUUUCCUCGCCCGGUCCAAGUCGCUGCAUGAGUUGAAAAGCUUACGUCUUUGACUUGGAAUUGCGAAUGGGGCUAGUGGGGUUUCGGGUUCUGUGAAGAGGAACAGAUCCGAAAGUAUUUUUUUUUGGCAUUUUGAGUGGGAAUAAGAAGUGGGUUUUGUGUUUUCUGAGAGAGAAAAAAACACGUUGAGGUUGAGGUUUAUGAUGUACGGAACUGUGUGCAGCGAUCGCAGAGGGUGGUGGCGUUUUGGUGAAUCUCUCACAUGGAAUGGCAGAUCUUGUUAGCUACAGGAAUGCCGACCGUGACAUCGACCAAGCAUUGAUUGCUUUGAAAAAGGGUGCUCAACUACUUAAAUAUGGUCGUAAGGGAAAACCUAAGUUUUGUCCGUUUAGACUUUCCAAUGAUGAAUUGUCUUUAAUCUGGAUAUCCAGUAGUGGAGAAAGAAAUCUGAAGCUAUCUUCUGUCUCAAGAAUUAUUCCUGGACAAAGAACUGCUGUUUUCCAACGAUAUCUGUGUCCUGAGAAGGACUAUCUAUCUUUUUCACUUAUUUAUAACAACGGGAAGCGAUCCCUUGAUUUGAUUUGCAAGGAUAAAGUUGAGGCAGAAGUGUGGAUUGCUGGUCUCAAGGCACUGAUAUCUUCCGGUCAAGGUGGGCGUUCCAAAAUUGAUGGAUGGAGUGAUGGAGGCCUAUAUCUUGAUGACAGUAGAGACUUGACAUCAAAUAGUCCUAGUGAAAGUUCAGCUAGUGUUUCACGUGACAUCAGUUCUCCUGACGUUUCUGUUAGUCUGGCAAAUACUUCUCCACAAUCCUUUUACUUUGAGAGUACCUUAAAUAUUGAAAGGUCACAUGCACCAUCAAACCCAUCAAAUAUGCAAGUGAAAGGAUCUAGUUCAGAUGUUUUUCGUGUUAGUGUCUCAAGUGCCCCCAGCACAUCCAGUCAUGGGUCUGCACCCGAUGAUUAUGAUGCUCUUGGGGAUGUAUACAUAUGGGGGGAGGUUAUCUGUGAGAAUGUUGUGAAAGUUGGUGCUGAGAAAAGUGCUAGUUAUUUUAGCCCAAGGACAGAUAUUCUCCUCCCCAGGCCACUGGAGUCCAAUGUGGUUUUAGAUGUGCUUCAAAUAGCAUGUGGUGUUAAACAUGCUGCUCUUGUCACAAGGCAAGGUGAACUUUUUACAUGGGGUGAAGAGUCUGGAGGACGCCUUGGCCAUGGUGUUGGGAAGAAUGUGAUUCAACCUCGUCUAGUUGAAGCAAUGGCUUCCACAACUGUUGAUUUUGUUGCCUGUGGGGAGUUCCAUACCUGUGCUGUUACAAUGGCUGGGGAACUAUAUACAUGGGGUGAUGGUACUCAUAAUGCCGGGCUUCUUGGUCAUGGCACUGAUGUUAGUCAUUGGAUACCGAAGAGAAUUGCAGGUCCACUAGAGGGGCUUCAAGUUGCUUUAGUCACUUGUGGUCCGUGGCACACAGCCUUGAUAACUUCAACUGGGCAGCUCUUCACAUUUGGUGAUGGAACAUUUGGUGUCCUAGGCCAUGGAGAUAGGGAAAAUGUUUCAUAUCCUAGAGAAGUAGAAUCCUUAUCUGGGUUGAGGACAAUAGCUGUUGCUUGUGGAGUUUGGCAUACUGCAGCUGUUGUAGAGGUUAUUGUGACACAAUCAAGUGCUAGUGUAUCAUCAGAUAAAUUGUUUACAUGGGGCGAUGGAGAUAAAAAUCGCCUUGGACACGGAGACAAGGAUGCCCGGCUUGAACCAACUUGUGUAUCUUUACUUAUUGAUUCCAAUUUUCAUAGAAUUGCUUGCGGGCACAGUUUGACAGUAGGCCUGACAACAUCCGGAGAAGUUUUUACAAUGGGAAGCUCUGUUUAUGGUCAGCUUGGGAAUCCCCAGUCCGAUGGAAAGGUGCCAUGUUUGGUUAAAGACAAGCUUGCAGGAGAAUCCGUUGAAGAAAUUGCAUGUGGGGCUUAUCAUGUUGCUGUUUUAACUUCCAAAAAUGAAGUUUACACUUGGGGGAAGGGUGCAAAUGGGAGAUUGGGUCAUGGAGAUGUUGAAGAUCGAAAAACACCGACUUUAGUUGAAGCCUUGAAAGAUAGACAUGUGAAAUAUAUCGCAUGUGGUUCGAACUACUCUGCCGCCAUAUGCCUUCAUAAGUGGGUAUCCGGUGCUGAGCAGUCUCAGUGCUCUGCUUGUAGACAGGCAUUUGGGUUCACUAGAAAGAGACACAACUGUUAUAAUUGUGGACUCGUGCACUGUCAUUCAUGUAGUUCUAGGAAAGCAUUAAGAGCUUCCCUUGCUCCUAAUCCUGGGAAGCCCUAUCGUGUUUGUGAUUCUUGUUUCGUAAAAUUAAUCAAGGUUGCAGAAUCGGGCAAUAAUAAUCGGAGGAAUGCUAUGCCUCGUUUGUCAGGUGAAAACAAGGACAGAUUAGAGAAGUCUGAGCUAAGAUUGACCAAGACAGCAGUCCCUUCUAAUAUGGAUUUGAUAAAGCAGCUUGAUAGUAAGGCAGCAGCCAAACAGGGGAAGAAGGCUGAUACAUUCUCUCUGGUUCGCACCUCACAACCACAAUCUUUGCUACAGCUCAAAGAUGUUGUCUUGUCUACUGCUAUUGAUUUGAAGCGAACAGCUCCAAGACCUGUUCUGACACCAUCUGGAGUGAGUUCCAGGUCUGUAUCCCCUUUCUCUAGAAGACCAAGCCCGCCUCGUUCAGCUACACCUAUUCCAACAACAUCGGGACUUUCCUUCUCUAAAAGUAUUACUGAUAGUUUGAAGAAAACAAACGAACUUUUGAAUCAGGAAGUGUUGAAGUUACGCGGUCAGGUUGAGACCCUGAGACAGAGAUGUGAACUGCAAGAAUUGGAGCUUCAAAGGUCAACAAAAAAGACUCAGGAAGCUAUGGCACUGGCUGCCGAGGAAUCUGCCAAAUCUAAGGCUGCAAAGGAAGUUAUAAAGUCACUUACAGCACAGCUCAAAGAUCUGGCUGAGAGGCUUCCUCCCGGUGCUUAUGAUGCUGAAAACAUCAGACCAGCUUACCUGCCAAAUGGUCUGGAGCCAAAUGGCAUCCACUAUCCAGAAUUAAACGGUGAACGUCACACCAGGGCAGAGUCCAUCAGUGGCUCUAGUUUGGCUUCCAUAGGACUUGAAUCAUCCCUAUUGAAUAGAACCGAGGGCACUUUGCCUGGAAGCUAUGGAGCUAAUCUUUACCUGCAAAACCGGGGAUCUGUAACCUCUAAUGGGACAGAUGAUUACCCGAAUGUUAAAUUGCCAAAUGGCAGCAGCAUGAUUCAGCCAAGCAGCAGUACUGUGUCAGAUAUGGUUGAUGGUAGGGAUUCUGGAGAUUUCCAAGAUGAUGAGAGUGGUUUGAGAUCAAGAAACACCAUAGUGCCUGCUAAUAGUAAUCAAGUUGAGGCAGAAUGGAUUGAACAAUAUGAACCUGGUGUCUACAUUACACUGGUCGCCUUGGGUGAUGGAACAAGAGAUCUGAAGCGAGUGCGAUUCAGCCGGCGAAGAUUUGGAGAGCACCAAGCAGAGACUUGGUGGUCGGAGAACCGCGAUAGGGUAUACGAAAGGUACAAUGUUCGAAGCACGGACAAGUCUUCCGGCCAAGCGGCACGUAGGACAGAGGGUGCUGGUUCACCUGUUUUAUAAUCUUAGGGAAGUAGAUGGAGGGAAGUUCUCCAUUAACACACUUUUUGUUGCAGUGAGCUUUGUAGGAAAUCAACAAAAUCAAUAUGAAGGAACCAGGCACCCUUUUUGAGUUUUAUUGUCUAUCCUUUUUCUCUCUCCAAUCUUUUUGUUCCCUCACCCUUUUUUUCUUCUUCUUAAGUUAAAUGUCUUCCAUUUUAUUUGGGCAGGUGCCCUUUACAUAUCUGUUGUAUUGUAGUGUACAUAAAAUCAUCCGUUGAGAUAACCUUCCUAUUUUCUUGGUUUUUUCCUACCCCGUUGCACCUUUUUUCUUACCUCAAUAUGUAUACCUCGGGAAUAAAAUGUAUGCGUGGUGAUAUUUGUUGUAAAUUAUUAUUUAAUUAUUACUACAGGGAGUACAGUUUGUACUCGAUGUUGCACAAUUGGUUGAACAAAAAAAAGGUUUCCCAGUUA
This is a messenger RNA of Glycine soja, 4284 nucleotides long. Its product is annotated as PH, RCC1 and FYVE domains-containing protein 1-like. The record is from RefSeq and is a predicted model, not a curated record. Gene Ontology annotation, molecular function: metal ion binding. NCBI's taxonomy places the organism in Eukaryota, Viridiplantae, Streptophyta, Magnoliopsida, Fabales, Fabaceae. The transcript has 9 exons. The coding region runs from base 472 to 3834 and encodes 1120 amino acids.